Messenger RNA from Truncatella angustata, 1197 nucleotides. RefSeq names its product Alpha/Beta hydrolase protein. Gene Ontology annotation, molecular function: hydrolase activity. The coding region runs from base 1 to 1197 and encodes 398 amino acids. Lineage: Eukaryota; Fungi; Ascomycota; Sordariomycetes; Amphisphaeriales; Sporocadaceae. The record is from RefSeq and is a predicted model, not a curated record. The transcript has 2 exons.
AUGACCACUGGUGUAACGGACGGCAGCAUGAAACCUUCUCUUACCAUUUUCGAGAAGCUCAACUUCGCUUUCAGAUUACCACUAAUUAUCCUUCCUCGCUUGAUAAUCAACUGUGUGCGAUGCACGUGGCUUGCGUGGCGGCGAGCGCUCCCCAUACACUUAUAUCUGCGCGUCGGGAUCAUCCGCACCAUUCUUGGAUGUCUCAAACCACGCGAGAUCCAGUUUAUAAGUCCGACGUCAGUCGAGACCUAUGAGUCGUGGAUGUCGAAGAAGACAGCCGCAGCUCGCCGUGCCAACGACAUCUCGGCGCUUGACAGACUGAAGAUGGACAUCGAGAUGUUGCCUGACGGCAAAUCGUCCCUUUUGUGGAUCGGGAAUCGCAACAAGGCGUCAAAAUACGUGUUGUUCCUCCAUGGUGGUGGAUAUAUUGCACCAAUGGCACCUGGACACCUUGAAUGGUGCUACCGUGCGUACAUCGAAAACGAUGUUCCCGGUGUCGAGGUUGCCGUUGCUGUCCUGCAAUAUACGCUCUGUCCGGAUGCAAGGCACCCGUUGCAGAUCUCACAAGCCAACGCCGCUCUGGGAUGCAUGUUGAAUUCGGGUAUUCGCCCUGGUAAUAUCGUUGUAGGAGGCGACUCGGCUGGAGCCAAUCUCACCGCACAGUUGUUAGGCCACCUCGCUCAUGGAAAGCCUCAGAUCACCUUGAGCGAACCGCUCGCCGGCGCAUUUACAGUAUCUCCGUGGGUUUCGACAUCGACCACGAUGCAUUCGUUCCUGGAAAACCAGUAUAUCGACAUGCUCGCGUCGGAGAUUGCAGCCACCUCAGCACAGGCACUACUAGGGGAAUCUCAAACUCCACCGAGGUCGAUUGAAGACCAGCGAGGAUGGCCUAUGCCACUUGACGUUGAUGGCAAAUGGCUUAAUGACUGGGAGAAAGUGAGCAAGGCGUUGUAUGUCACGGUUGGGUCACAUGAGGUGCUGCGUGAUCAGGGUGUCCUUUUCGCAGAGCACGUUCGUCAGAGAAACAAGGCAAUGGACGUGUGUCUACAUAUUGCUGAAACAGAUGCACACGACUUUGUCCUGCUUGAGGCCUUGAUGGUUUUUGAAGCCGGCGAAAAAAUGGCAGAUAUGCCAACACCUAGGUUAGAUCAGCAUCGGUCUAUGGUCAUGUCGUUCUUCGGACGCCAGGCUUCGUGA